AUGGCCGAAGCUAUUCCUAACUUGGAGGUUGACAUCGUGGUGGUGCCGUUCCCUCACGCCGGACACAUCUUCCCGGCCACCCAACUCAGCGCUCACUUCGCCCGACGAAACUACAGGGUCGCUAUCCUCCUGCCUUCCUCCUCCACCGCCUUCGCUUCUCCUCACCCCCUCGUCCGCCCCCUCCAGAUCAUCUCCUUGCCGGACCCCUUCCGCGUCCAGGCCAAGCCCCUCGAGGACGCCCUCGACUCUCUCCUCCUCGCCUUCUUCGCCCGGAACACCUCCCUCCUCUGCGUUGUCGUCGACGACAUGCUCAGCGGCCUCAUCGACACCUGCCUCGCGCACUCCGUCCCCGCCGUCAGCCUCUUCACCUCCGGCGCAUGCGCCGCAGCCCUCGACUACGUGUCCUGGCAACUGGACGUCGACGCCCUCCCCGACUCCUCCGCCGCGGUUCCCAUCCCCGGCCUCCCCGACGACAUAGCCCUCACCCCAGCCGACAUCCUCAGCACCCGCCACAGGCCCUUCGGCGGCCCGGCUUGCCCCGGCGGACCUCGCCGCCAGAGGGGCGUCGAGGGGGCCGACGGCGCCAUCGCGCUACUCAUCAACACGUGCGGCGAUCUGGAGCGUCCCUUCUUGGACUACGUCUCCAAGGCGGCGGGGAAGCCGGCCUGGGGCGUCGGCCCGUUGCUGCCUGAUUCGUUCUGGCGAGCCGCGGCGGGGUCGACGGGGGAGGGCGAGGUCCGUUCCGGGAAAGAGUUCGGCGUGGACGUGAAGGAGCUCGUGCAGUGGUUGGACGCGAAGCCGACGGGAUCGGUGAUCUUUAUCUCGUUCGGAUCACUGGUCGCCCCCUCAGGCGAGGAGCUGGCCCAGCUUGCGGCUGCCUUGGACGACGUGAACCUGCCUUUCGUGUGGGUUAUGCAGCCGGAGGCGAAGGCGUCGGACGCAAUGGGACAGCCGACGGAGAGCGAUGGCCGAUUGCUGCUGCAGGCAGAGGAAGUGGCAAAGCGAAGGCAGGGAAUGGUAAUCCGAGGGUGGGCGCCUCAGCUGUUGAUCCUAGGCCACCCAGCGGUGGGGGGUUUCUUAAGCCACUGCGGUUGGAAUUCGACGGUGGAAGCGGUGGCGCGCGGGGUGCCGAUUCUGGCGUGGCCCGUGCGGGGGGACCAGCACCAUAACGCCAAGUUGGUAGUGCGUCACCUCAAGGUAGGGUGCGCCGUUCGACGCCCCGUCGACGGGUUGAGCUCGGCGACUGCAGUGACGAAGGAGGACUUGGCUAGCGGUAUCCGAAGAUUGAUGGGCGACGAAGGCAUCAGGAGGCGCGCUACUUCGGCGCGGGCAUUCUUCGCCGGCGGAUUUCCUGAGAGCUCGUCUUCCUCCCUGGAUGCUUUUUUGGAAUUGGCCUCGUCUCAAUUUCGGCCAGGAUUCUCGCACUGA
This is a messenger RNA of Zingiber officinale, 1428 nucleotides long. Its product is annotated as UDP-glycosyltransferase 73C4-like. Lineage: Eukaryota; Viridiplantae; Streptophyta; Magnoliopsida; Zingiberales; Zingiberaceae. The transcript has a single exon. The record is from RefSeq and is a predicted model, not a curated record. Bases 1 to 1428 code for a protein of 475 amino acids. Gene Ontology annotation, molecular function: UDP-glycosyltransferase activity.